Didymodactylos carnosus is the source of this 519-nucleotide messenger RNA. Lineage: Eukaryota; Metazoa; Rotifera; Eurotatoria; Philodinida; Philodinidae. The record is from the annotation of a GenBank genome assembly.
AUGGCUGAAGAUGAAAACUCAAAUUUAUCUCUAUCGUCAUUUCAAACACUAUUUACAAAUAAAAUAAAUAUAAUAAGUGAUAAAAUGUUUGUAACUUUUCUUCAAGAUUUAGUUUUUAUUUAUCUUACAAUAGAUGGUAUUUAUGCUAAAAAAGUAUUAAUUGAUAAUGAUGAUGAAGCCAGAGAAAAAGGAUUAAGUGAAUGUAUUGUCAUAUAUGAUAAAGCAAUUAAUCUUCAUUUAAAAAUAAUUAUGUAUCAGGAUAAAAACUUGUUAAUUUAUGAAAAACUUGGAAAUGUCCAUGAAUUAAAUAAGAAUUUAGAAAAUGCAAUUAAAAAUUAUGAAAAUGCAUUAGAGGAAAUUAACAUAUUUGAUAAUACAUUAGAAGAUGUAAAAACGAACAAGUAUGCUUUAACUUAUAAGCUUUUCAAUUUUGAUUAUAGACUGGCUUCAUCUUCUGACAUGUCUCGAUUUGAACACAAUGAUUCAAUUUCGUCGAUGAAGAUAAUUGAUGGUGCAUAA